UUGAGACGGUGUCCUCGGUCUGCCCGAGUCAAUAGUCGGACGUUUUGUUGUUAGGGGUCACCCCGGCGGCGACAGCUCUACGUUGGAGGCCUACGGCUUAAGACCAUCAUCGGUAGGUAUUGUGAGACCCAAGAGAGAGAAGUACAAGUAUAUAAGGAAGGGACAGCCAGGUAGGUAGGGAGUAAACAAAACGGAAGCUCAAUUUGAAUCAUCAUCUUCCCCGUGCUCUUUGAACAUCUGUCUUCCUUAUCACAGCAGUCACCACCGAAUAUCACUUACAUCAUGGACUCCUUCAAGGCCGGCGACAUCAUCGAACCCGGCAGCUCUGUCAAGUCCAAGAACGGCAAAUACGAACUUGUCUUCCAAGACGAUGGCAACUUUGUCCUCUCCGACGUGUCUUUCCGCCGGGUACUUUGGAGCACUGAUACCGCCAGUUCUUAUCGCAAGGCUGCUAGGGGCCUCUUGCAAGACGACGGCAAUCUCAGGCUUUUCGACGACAACAACGGACAAGUAUGGUCAAGCCAUACCGGGGGUAAGGGCGAUGCUAGCUCCUUGUUGACUGUGCAAGACGAUGGCAAUGUCGUCCUCUCCUCCAACGGAAAUCAGAUCUGGGCCACCAACACGGCACAGAAGGAGCCGGAGAAGCCGGCGGACCCUACAGUGGGAGCCAAGGACCGUCUCAAUGCUGGCGAGGAGUUGACCAAGGACCAACGCAUAUCCUCUCCCAGCGGCGAGUACACCCUGAUCAUGCAGGCUGACGACAAUCUGGUCCUCUACAAGAAGAAUAAGGGUCCGAUCUGGGCCAGAGGCAAGACUGCUGGCAUUCCUGGAGAGAAGCUCGUCUUCCGUGGAGACGGAGAGUUGGAACUGCUUACAUGGUCAGGCUCUCAGAAAUGGGUAACUGGCACUGCUGGCAGAGGCAACAGCAACUCAUUCUUUGCGGUCAGAGAUGACGGCAAUAUGGUUAUCUCGACUGACGGUCAGAUCGUCUGGUCGUCGAAGACGGGCCCGGAGCUACCUGAGGCAAAGAGAGACCGCAUCAAGGGCGGUGAGAGACUUCUAGCAGGAGAGGUGCUCACUUCCCCCAAUGGCAAGUUCACUCUCACCUUCCAGAGCGACGGCAACUUUGUUCUCUAUGAGGGCGGCGAAUCCAGGUGGGCUUCAGGCGGUCGUACCUACGGACGUGGAGGCUGGCUUCUGUUGACUAGCGACGGCAACUUGACAACAUUCGAUGAUGACCAGGGUUCCCGGUGGUCUUCUCGAACAAGAUACAGACGCACCGGAGGUGAUUGCGAACUGAUCGUCCAAGACGACGGUGCUGCGGUGCUGAAGCUCGACGGAAUCACCACCUGGGCCGUCAAUGGAGGCUCGGCACAAACAUACGAACCCCGUGAUUUCUCCCCUGUCACAUCCGGUGACAAAAUCAGCCCUGGACAGUACUUGGCUGCCGGUCAGUCUAUCACCUCCAGCAACGGCGAUAUGACCGCAACGCUGGAUGAAAACGGCCAGUUUGUUGUUCGCUACACCAAGACAGGAGACUUCAUCAUCAUCUCCACCAACCCCCGGAAGGAAACCGAUACGAAGCUGACCGUCGGCUACAACGAUGACGUGAUCCUCUGGGGUGCCAACGGAACCAAGAUUUGGCAGCCCUCCAACAACGUCGACAAGUUUGCCAUGCAUUUCGAAGAUGAUGACAGGGAGCGCUUCUUCCGCCGUGACACAAACGGCAGUCUAAUCCUCAGCGGCAACGGCAACCUGAAGCUCUACGGCUCCGGCUGGCCGAAUGACCUGAUCUGGACCAGUGGUCGCUCCUUUGCCGGAUUCUCGGGCAAGAGGAUCUCGCAGCUCAAGCCCGGCGAGAUUCUCGUCAUCGGUCAGAACCUGCUCUCCGACAACGGCGACCACGAGCUCUCCCUCCUUCCCUCCGGAAACCUCCGCAUCCGCAACACUCGUUUCAACACCAGCGUCUACUAUUUCACCAACGAUGACACCAGACUCACAGACGCACAUUACCUCGAAUUCGGCCAAGACCACGUCCUCGAGGUCCGCGGCGAGACCAAUGGCAUGAUCUGGCGCUCUUCCAACCGCCAGUACAAGCCACCCCAAUACAGCGGCAGCCACGGCGGCGGCGGCGGUCGUGACAGACUCGACCCUCCCCGCUUCAUCCUCGACGACCGCGCAUCCGCCUACAUCCGCGCCGUCGACCUCAGCUACCGUGCCGACUACGUCGCCUGGUGGAUCACCGACCUGGAGUCCUGUCUCUCCCCGGUGCGGCCCAGCUCCUUCGGCGACACCCUCCGCCCCGGUUUCACCAUGAAGCCCGAGCACAUUCUGACCAGCAACAGCGGCGAGUACCUGGCGCGCUUCAACAACAAGGGCGAGUUCGCGCUCAUCUGUAACACGGAUCACAGCCACGGGUCGGCGCGCCGGGGCGAUAUCAUGUGGCGGGCCAAGGGCGCGGCAAAUUCGAAUUCGGUAUGGAUCACGGCCGAUGGGAAUCUGUGCGUGGGCGUGGAGGAGAAGCAGAAGGUUAAGUGGCAGAGUGAGACGGCUGGUUCCGGGACGGAUGCGCGGUUGGUGGUGCAGGAUGAUGGGAAUAUGUGCGUUUAUGCGGGGGAGAAGUGCGCGUGGCAUAGUGAUACGAAGGGUGGGUGGAGGAGGGAUUAUGAUUAUUAGGAGGGGGUUGGGAAGUGAUGUCGUUUGUGUGGAGC
Molecule: messenger RNA, 2711 nt
Organism: Neurospora tetraspora
Lineage: Eukaryota; Fungi; Ascomycota; Sordariomycetes; Sordariales; Sordariaceae
Exons: 3
Coding region: 283-2676 (797 amino acids)
Source: RefSeq, a predicted model, not a curated record